CUCAUCUCGUCUCGUUGUAUCAUAUUAUAUGAUUGAUUGUUCGAUUACGAUUUGAAAUUCUAUAGAUCUAAAUAUAUAGCUGCCCCUCUACACUGCUGCCACCCUCCAUGACGAACCGCAUCCUGAUCGUUGGCGGCGGCCUCGGCGGCCUAACCCUUGCGCAGGGGCUACGACGACACAACAUCCCCUUCCGGAUCUUCGAGCGAGAUGCAAAACAGGACUUCCGCGCCCAGGGCUACAGACUACGCGUCUCGCAGGAACAUCUCCGCUCUACACUCCGGCCGGACAUCUGGACGCUGUUCGAGAAGACCGCUGCGGAGAAUGUUCCCCUCGUUGCUGGGGCCAGAUUGGACGCCAGGACUGGGGAACCACUUAACCUUAACCUAGGCCUAGGUGGUAGAGGGGGUCCCCCGGCUAAAGCACAUGGCCAUCUUCCGUCGUAUACGGUGGACCGCGGGACGAUGCGCGAGGUGCUUCUCACGGGGCUGCACGAGUACGUGGAGUUCGGGAAGCAGUUCACGCGAUACGAGGUCAAAGAGGACCGGGUGGUUGUGCAUUUCAGCGACGGGACGGCGCAGGAGGGCGCGCUGCUUGUCGGGGCGGAUGGAGCGCGGUCGCAGGUCCGGAGACAGCUGUUGCCGGGCUAUCCGUUUGUCGAUUCGGGAAUGCGGAUCAUCUAUGGGAAAACGUAUAUCUCGCGCGAGCUGGAGGAGAGGAUGAAUGCGCAGGCGUUACGCGGGAUGUCGCUGGUUAUGGAUCGGGAUUCGGAGGUUCCGAGGACGUUGUUGCUGGAGGCGAUGCGGUUUCCCGAGGGGGAGGGGCUCGGGGUGAAGUUGCCCAGGGAUUAUGUGUAUUGGGUGCUGGUGGUUAAUCGGGAGGGGAUUUCGAUGAUGUCGGAUGAGCGCACGUUGCGGCUGAGUGGAGAGGAGUCGGCGCGGCUGGCCCUGCAGUUGGCGGAGACCUGGCAUCCCUCGAUUCGUGUGUUAUUCGAGCAGCAGGAUGUUUCGCAGACGUCGACCCUCCGGAUCCUGUCCGUUAGGCCGGAUAUGCCCGACUGGGAGCCGAAUGACAGGGUCACGCUGCUGGGCGACGCGAUUCAUAUUAUGCCUCCCACGGGCGGGCAGGGGGUCAAUACGGCGUUGCAUGAUGCGGCGGAGCUGGCGAGGAGGAUUGCUGAGGCCCAGGGGCAGGUGGACGGGGAUCUCAUUGCGAAGUAUGAGGAGACGCUGCGGGUGUUUGCGCGGGAGAGAGUUGACAUGAGUUGGCAGGGAGGGUAUCGGGGGUUUAACCUGAGGCCUGUGGAGGAGUGUGAGGGGAUUAAGUUGUAGUUGGGAAGAAUCCGUAUAUUAGGGACGUGAAACUCUCCACUUGGUAGUUCUGUGCCUGCAAUUGUUCAAUGGUUGUAAGAUGAGUUGUGGAAGAGCAAUGGAAUGAAGUGGCACGGGU
Molecule: messenger RNA, 1446 nt
Organism: Aspergillus heteromorphus CBS 117.55
Lineage: Eukaryota; Fungi; Ascomycota; Eurotiomycetes; Eurotiales; Aspergillaceae
Product: FAD-dependent oxidoreductase
Exons: 1
Coding region: 108-1328 (406 amino acids)
Molecular function (GO): FAD binding
Source: RefSeq, a predicted model, not a curated record